This is a messenger RNA of Stegastes partitus (bicolor damselfish), 2530 nucleotides long. It is a transcript of the gene samd1a, whose product is annotated as sterile alpha motif domain containing 1a. The transcript has 7 exons. Bases 124 to 1392 code for a protein of 422 amino acids. Gene Ontology annotation, molecular function: DNA binding; chromatin binding; histone binding. The record is from RefSeq and is a predicted model, not a curated record. Gene Ontology annotation, cellular component: nucleus. Gene Ontology annotation, biological process: negative regulation of DNA-templated transcription. NCBI's taxonomy places the organism in Eukaryota, Metazoa, Chordata, Actinopteri, Pomacentridae.
CCCGAAAAUCACCGUGAGGAACGUCUGAGGUUGACGCACCGAGGGUACGAAGAAAGGCAAAAAGAAAAAAAAAGAAAACAACAAGCGAGGCAACCGAGCAGCAAAAAAAAAAUAAAAAAAAAAAUGUCUGAAUCCAAGUACCGCGAGUGGAUCCUGGACACUAUCGACUCGCUGCGGUCUCGAAAAGCCCGGCCGGACUUGGAGAGGAUUUGCCGAAUGGUCCGGAGACGACACGGGUCCGAGCCCGACCGAACCUGCGCAGAACUGGAGAAACUGAUUCAGGAGCAAACCGUGCUGAAAGUUAACUACAAGGGCUCUAUCUCGUACCGAAACGCCGCCAAGGUUCAGCGGAGGAGCAGAAAAAAGGACGAUGUGUCGUUAACGACGGCUGCGAGAAGGAGCGCGGUGGAAGAAGCCAGUCAUUCCGACUUGAGCAACGGGGACAGCGCUUUCGGUGCCGUUGACCAGGACGAGGAGGAUUUGGAGGCUGACACCUCCAUGGCUAUGGACACAGACAGCAAUGCUGAUGAGGAGGGGGCAGAUGAGAGCCGUGACGGCCAGGACAGACCCUCUCCCGGUCGCACGCACGAAGACGCUGCCGUGCGUUGCGCCCCCGUGCGAGCAGCCUCUGCCCCCUGCUCCCCCUCUGGCGCUCGGCCUGGCCCCGGCACCGGUCCCGGCCCCGGCUGCAGCCCUGGCUCGGGUCUGGACUGUGCCUCUCUCCAGAAGGCUGGUGAGAGGCCCAACUCCUUACCCUCCUCCAGCCCCAGGGCCCUCGCACACAAUGACUGGGCUUAUGAUCCUGCUCACUGCCCAGCAGAGCGCCAGCACCCAGGAAUGCAGCGAGACAAAGUAGCCACAAAGCCAGCAGUCCACUCUGAAACUAGCAGCCCCUGUGUUUUAAACAACGUAAAGAAAGAAGAUGGAGGCAAGGUGGAGGACAGCAGCCUCCAGUCCGACCAGCUGGUACCAGACUAUGCAGCACGACUGGAUGAGACCAAGAAUGUAUCUGAUGGAAGAUCACAAACACUGUCCUCCCCAUCUGACAACUGCACAUUUAAGAAGAUAGACAUAUCAUCCUUCACGGUAACUGAAGACACUCUUCUGAAUGGUGGAAAAGGUGAUGAAGUCUCGGUGAAGAAGGAGACGAUGAGCCAGAACCUGUUGCAGUGGACUGUGGCAGAUGUGGCCAGUUACUUCUCAGCUGCAGGAUUUCCAGAGCAGGCUGUGGCAUUCAGAACGCAGGAAAUUGAUGGGAAGUCCCUUCUCCUAAUGCAGCGAAGUGACGUCUUGACCGGUUUGUCAAUCCGACUCGGCCCUGCCCUCAAAAUCUAUGAGCGCCAUGUAAAAGUGCUGCAGAGGACCCACUUCCUGGAGUACGAGGACCUCUGAAGUGGAGAUUCCAGUGACAGACAAUGCUGCAUUGACUCAAACAUGCAUGCAGAGGCCUCCCCCAUCUGGAUCCUACCGCCAACCUCCAAAUACAGCGUAUGUCGAGGGGUGCGUGGAGUCGGGGGGGACGGCUGUGAUGGAAUUCACUUUCACUGUGAGAAUGACCAGAAACUGAAAGACAGUUGUCCUACCUCUCAUCGUGGUUUUAGUUUUCAAAUGGAUUUCAUUUCAUGUGGGCCCAUCGCGGAGGGAACAGACGGCUACAUUCGGAGGAUGUUUGUAAGCAGAGCGGCAGUGACCGUUCGUCAUUACGUCGGGUAAUGCAGCCACUGAAGAGGACCAAGGGGACCACCUAUGGGCGACUGUAUCCACACAGACUGUCCUGUGGCUACACUGUUGCCAUAGGUUUGGAUGUCCUCCCUGUGUCUGAUAUGGUACCAUCUGUUGGACCAGAAACUAUUUCUCAGUCACAGACAAACAUAAAGCACAUCUAUUGUGCGUCUUCCUUUUCUUGUAUGAUGAGUCAGUUUAAAUGUAAUCAAAGUGCUGGGGAAGUCAGACUGUCUACGUAUCUGCAUCAAAACUUAAGAGUCUGAUUCCUGACUUGUCAUGCCACCAAAAGCUGCUGUUUUGGAUUGUGUCUUAGCGUCCUUUCAACGCCGAGAUAUAACCAAUAUAAUAUACUACUACCUGAUGUUGUUUUUUAAAUUUUUUUUAUUUUUGUUCUGUCUUAAUUCAAAAUGAUUGUGGUCCAAAAACACAGUUACAUUUUGGGGAACAAUUGCAGAUUGAUGUGACCAGAAAAUAUGCAUCCUGAUGAAAUUUGCUUUUAUACAUUAGCAACGUAAAGUAAUGAACUUGUAUGAAAUGUUCUUGUAAUACUGAUUAUAUUAUUCUAAAUUCAGUACAGCUGCUCAGCAUCUGUUCACAGAGCAGAUAUCUUGAUGAAAUGCAAUAUUUUAUGUUAUCAUCCAUUUAUAAUUUGUCUGGUGUCGCUUUGUGUUUCGAUCUAAGCCAGCCACUUGAAUUGUAACAUUCCAUAUGAUGUAGUCUUCAUCUCAAGUGUAUCCCCUCCUCUCUUUAUCUGUAACACGGACAUUUCUUCCAGAGUCACAAAUAAAGCUCAUGUCUCUGUUUA